Messenger RNA from Cololabis saira (Pacific saury), 1953 nucleotides. Its product is annotated as integral membrane protein 2C-like. Gene Ontology annotation, molecular function: amyloid-beta binding. Bases 143 to 913 code for a protein of 256 amino acids. The record is from RefSeq and is a predicted model, not a curated record. Gene Ontology annotation, cellular component: plasma membrane; extracellular exosome; Golgi apparatus. Lineage: Eukaryota; Metazoa; Chordata; Actinopteri; Beloniformes; Belonidae. Gene Ontology annotation, biological process: negative regulation of amyloid precursor protein biosynthetic process. The transcript has 6 exons.
CGCUCUUGUGAAGUCACAGAGUCCCGGGGGCGACACUGGUCUGCGGCUAUAAAACCCUCCAGGUCUGCAGGACCGAACCAAGCUCACCGAACCAGACAGGAGGCAAGCAAAGCAGAACCAGCCGCACACUGAACCAGCAAACAUGGUGAAGAUCACCUUCCAGACAGUGUCGGCGCAGAAACCCGAGAAAGACAGCGACCCGGACAAGAUCUCCAUCCCACUGGCUCACGAGCAGCUGGUUCCUUCGUUUGGACCCAGGAAGCCUUUUCCCACUGGCCUGUGCUGCCUCGCCUUUGGCCUGGUGGUUUUCAUGUCAGGACUGGUGCUAGCGUCUGUCUACAUCUAUCGCCACAACCAUAUACCUCAGCAGAUCCCAGAGGACAGCUUGUUCCACUGUCGGGUCAUCUACGAGGACUCGGUGUACGCGCCCCAGAGAGGACGGCAAGAACUGGAGGAGAACGUCAGCAUAUACCUCGAUGACAAUUAUGAGCAGAUCAGUGUUCCUGUGCCACAUUUUGGAGGCAGCGACCCUGCUGAUAUCGUCCAUGAUUUCCAGAGGGGCCUCACGGCAUAUUACGACAUUGCCUUGGACAAAUGCUACGUCACGGAGCUGAACACGACCCUGGUGAUGCCUCCACGGAACCUGUGGGAGCUGCUCAUUAAUGUCAAGAGGGGAACGUACCUUCCUCAGACGUACAUCGUUCAGGAGGAGAUGGUGGUGACGGGGAGGGUGAGGAGCAUGAGGCAGCUGGGCCCGUUCAUCCACAGGCUCUGCUUCGGCAAGGAAACCUACCGCCUCAAACGCCGAAACCAGCGCCAACGCAUCGAGAGGCGCGAGACGAGGAGGUGUCACAGCAUCCGCCACUUUGAGAACACUUUUGUGGUCGAGACAGUCAUCUGUGACAGAGUCUGAAUCUGAGCAGGAAAUCACAGCCAUCCAACACUGAAGCCAAUUUUAAACCAUACCUCUUGAAUUCCUUAGGCGUUAAACUGCACUUUAAGAGCAAACUUUUGUCCAGUUAGUUUUCCUUUCGGUUCUAAAGUUUUUGUCUCAGCUGGAAAUGCCACUUUAAUGUCCUCGUGCAAAGUGAAUGCCUUUUUAAAAUUGUAUGUCUAUCUGGCUGAUAUUUGGGUUUAACUGUAGCUUGUCUUGUUGAACUGAAGAUAUUACGUUUACAUUAGAAGACUUAAUUUAACUUGAUUUUAGACCUGUCCUUUUACUUUAUUUUAAUAAUUACGUGCACCAUGAGUGAUGUUAGGGGUACUUGGAAGCUGCUUGCACUGUUAAUGUCCUUUUGUUAAAGCUUUUUUUUGUUUUUCUUUUUAUAUAUUUUUGUUUAAAUGCCAGAAAAUGGUCAAACAUACCUCAUGUAGUUUAAGAUGUUAAUUUGUUGAUUUGUAUCAUUGUAGACUUGUGUAAAUAAUUUUGAUUGUUCUUAAGCAAUAUAUACUGUAAAUUGAUUUUCUUCUUGAUACCAUGUUACAUGCAUAGAUUUUUAUUGGGAAUUGACCCAUUAUGUGAAAUAUCCUUUUAUUUAUGGCUUGUCUCUCAUUUCUUUGGUAUCACAAUUUCCUACUCUAAUGGCUUUAGACUGUAACUAGUAGCAGUGCUGUAGAGGGACAGAGAGAACCAAAGUCUGCAGUCAGUGAUGCUGUGAUUAGUGCUAAGGAUUGUUUCGGUUUAGGAUCACUCACUGUAGAUGAUAUCAAAGGUUAAAACUCGCCUUGUUUUGCUCUUCCUCUUCUUCACUAACAUUUGCUUAUUUUCUUAAGCUCUUGUCAGUUUUCAGUCAUUCCCAUCUUGUUAUUGUAACCUCUAUAAGGUUGACUUUUCCCCAACUUGUGUCUUUAAAAUAUACAUGUGCUCACAUUUCAAUGUCUUUGACACACUUAAUGUACAGCCACUUUUUUCUUGUAAUAUCUCACUGCUUUACGAAUAAAUGAUGAAACUUU